Messenger RNA from Phytophthora infestans T30-4, 759 nucleotides. Its product is annotated as deoxycytidylate deaminase. Gene Ontology annotation, cellular component: cytoplasm. The record is from RefSeq and is a predicted model, not a curated record. Gene Ontology annotation, biological process: dUMP biosynthetic process; dTMP biosynthetic process. The coding region runs from base 1 to 759 and encodes 252 amino acids. The transcript has 8 exons. Gene Ontology annotation, molecular function: dCMP deaminase activity; zinc ion binding. Lineage: Eukaryota; Oomycota; Peronosporomycetes; Peronosporales; Peronosporaceae.
AUGGCGGGGAAACUCAGCGGCCGGCAGGUGAUGGAGUUGUUCUAUACGGAGGUAGAACGGCCCCCUCCUACCGAUGGUAUGAAAGAGGAGGUGGAUGUUACUACUCUAUUCCGCUGCAAGUGCGGCAAGACGCGUGCUCAGAGACUCAAACAUGGGUACACGAACUUGGUGCAGCACGUGCUGGUCAAACACCCGGAUUGGGUGGCAGCCGCAACGCGCGAAGCGCAUCCGAUUCCAGUUCCUGCAUUGGCCAACGUGCAAAAGCGGUCGGAUUAUCUGUCGUGGGACGACUACUUCAUGAGUGUUGCCUUUUUGAGCGCCAUGCGCUCGAAAGAUCCGUCGACUCAAGUCGGAGCAUGCAUUGUGAAUCCAGAACGGAAGAUCGUGGGUAUCGGCUACAACGGAUUCCCAAAUGGCUGCGGUGAUGACGAGCUGCCGUGGGCACGUGAGACUGCAACUAACUCGCCACUCGAUACGAAGUACCCAUAUGUUUGUCACGCAGAGAUGAAUGCCAUACUGAACAAGAACUCCACCGACGUCAAAGGAUGCUCAAUUUACGUGGCGCUCUUCCCUUGCAACGAAUGUGCCAAGCUCAUCAUUCAGAGUGGCAUCGCACGCGUCGUUUACUUUUCCGACAAGUACAAAAGCGACUGGAAGUUCGUGGCAUCACGUCGGCUCUUGGACAUGGCUGGCGUGCAAUAUACACAACACAAACUUCAGCUCUCAAAAGUCGUCAUUGAUUUCACCUCAGUCAUGUAA